GAUAGAGAUAGCAUUAAUUGAAUAUUUCACUUACUCAGCAACCACCGAGAGAGAGAGAGGGAAUCAAAGGUUCUUCUCCUCUCCUAGAAGAAGAUGACUUUUAAAUUCUAUUUUAAUUUCUCUUCCCCAUCUGCUUCCCUUUCCUUUCUGCACACACACACACUCUCUCUCUCUACUAAUUAAAUAUUAAAAAUUACCUCUUUCGAAGAAGAAGAACAGAGAGCUCCAUUUCAGUUUCAGCUAUGGCGUUUUUCAAAGCUCUAGCCUUUCUGCUCGUUUUAAGCUUCGAGAUUCACAAAACCACGGCUGCUGCUGAUGCAGACGCAGAUUCCUCGUUUUCCUUUAAUGGGUUUGCGAAAUCUCCCGCCUUUGAGAAGAACAUUGCUCUGUUUCGAGAUUCGAAGCUCGUCAACGGCGGCGGUUCAUCGAUUCAGCUGACCGGCUCGGUGAGUCGGAGCGAAGGGCGAGUCCUUUACAAGAAACCCAUCACACUACUCCAAGGUACUACUACUAAAGGUAGAAACUUUUCAGGAUCGUUCUCCACUAGCUUCUCCUUCUCAAUGUCGUCCUCCUCCAAAGAGAUCGGUAGCGUCCUGGCUUUUGUAAUGGUUCCAAGUGGUUUGGAUCUUAGGUUGUUUGGUAGAAAGGACAACACUUCCUCUGGUCUAGGCUUUUUAUUGCGAAACGAGGUUGUUGCUGUUGAGUUUGGUGUCUCCAAGAGAGGGAACCGUGUGGGGGUCUUAGUUGGUAGACCUGGAUCCGCGAGAAUUAGAAAUUUAUCAUCUUUUGGUGGACAUUUCGAUGGAGGGAAGAAGUUGAGUUGCUGGAUUGAUUACGAGGCAAGUUCUAAGAGAAUAGAGGUUCGUUUGAGUGUUUCUAAUGCCUUGAAGCCUGUGGAUCCGUUGGUGUCUUACUCGGUAGACUUGGCUAAGAUAUGGAAAGGAAAGAAGUUUAUGGUGGGUUUGACAUCUGCAAAUGGAAACUCUUCCAAGCCGCAUUAUCUACACUCAUGGAGCUUUAAGCUGAGACAUCCUUCAAUGAGGAUUCACUCGCAGCCGCUUGAUCCAAACGCAGUUUCCAAGACUGUUAAGGAGGUGGAGGUGAAGAAGAAGAAGAAGACGGUGGAAGUAAAGGGGAAGAAGAGAAAGUGUGUUUGGAGAAUGCUUAGUGCAUUGGUUCUAGGUGCGGUUUGUGGAACUUUAGGUGCCAUGUUAGCGUUAUAUCUUUGGACAAUGUGCGGUAAUAGACGGUCAAUGGCAGUGGUUCCUGAGGAAUGUGCUACUGAAAAAUCUGUUGUUGAUGAAGAAGCCAAGAAUUAGUUUGGUAUUUUCUUAGAUUGUUGUGUUUGUCUUUUGUGUUUGUUUGUAAUGUACAUUCUGGUGUCCUCCUUCCUCUUCUUCUGCUGUUUUGUUUUGUUUUUUUUGUUAGUUGCAGGUUUGGUGAGAUGAGUUUUCACAUGUAGAAGAAUAUUACAAUAUGUAUUAGUUAAGAUCUUGAAAAUCUUGAUCAAUUUAAUACAGUUGUCAUC
Molecule: messenger RNA, 1528 nt
Organism: Brassica napus (rape)
Lineage: Eukaryota; Viridiplantae; Streptophyta; Magnoliopsida; Brassicales; Brassicaceae
Product: L-type lectin-domain containing receptor kinase VIII.2-like
Exons: 1
Coding region: 243-1319 (358 amino acids)
Molecular function (GO): carbohydrate binding
Source: RefSeq, a predicted model, not a curated record